AGGGGCAGGCAGAAGCCAGAGGACAGGGACCUGAAUAGAAGAUGGUUCUCGCCAUGCUGGGGGCUCUGCGUCCCAGGGCUGGGCUGAGCCUCUUGCUCCUCUACCUCCUCCUGGCAGCUGCACUCCUCCGCCCCCAGCCACUGAGGCCUCAGCGAUCUGUUCCUGAAGAAUUUUCAGCCCCUCUGGAACUCUCGCAGCCACUUUCCGGCCUAGUGGAUGACUAUGGGGUUCGACCCAAGCACCCCUGGCCACGAGGGCCUCGACCCCUCCUCUCCCAGGCCCAGCAGCGCAAGCGGGAUGGGCCAGACAUGGCCGAGUAUUACUACGACGCACACCUGUGACUGGCGCCACUUAUAAAGCUGUUCUGUGCAGCCACGGCUUAGGC
This is a messenger RNA of Lontra canadensis (Northern American river otter), 385 nucleotides long. RefSeq names its product chromosome unknown C11orf94 homolog (gene FREY1). Bases 42 to 341 code for a protein of 99 amino acids. The record is from RefSeq and is a predicted model, not a curated record. Lineage: Eukaryota; Metazoa; Chordata; Mammalia; Carnivora; Mustelidae. The transcript is spliced from 3 exons.